GCUCUGAGGAUGGAUGCGUUGCGGCAGCAUGCAGAAGGACCGUGCGCUCAGGGCGCAGCGCCCAUCAUUUGGCUCGUGUGACUACCGUGGUGAUGCAAAGUUUGGAUGGCAUCUGCCCGACCCAGAGGCUAAGUGCACUUACACACACUCCGGCCGUCCAGGCUCCUAGCAGAGUGCCUGUCGAAUGUCCGCCAUGACUCAAGCAGGCUCAGGCCGCCGAAAGUCCUCCCGUCACUCUCCACACCGCGAACAGCCUCGCGAUGUCUGGGAACGCGCUUCUCCAACAUGCAGCGACAGGCGCGCCGGGCCUUGCUUGUCAAGAUCUACGAGCCGGCCUCACGGCUGCGGAAAGGAUCUCCCGAGUACAACAGGCUUGCGUGUUCGGGACGGGUAUGGGAAGAAUACUUCCAGCCCGGUAACAGUCGUGAAAAGGGGUACCUCGGGCUCCAGCGGAUGCAUAGGCGGUUGUUGGCCGACAUCGACGCCUUGAGAGUAACUCUCCCAGUGUCGGCGCUGGGCAAGACCAUGGUCUCCGAGUAUGCGCAACAGUCCGUCAUGAUCGAGAACAACCCUCUGACGGUUGGCGACGCGCACCGCGUGCUCGAGACUCUGCAGGAGGGUGUCUUCCGACGCGUCGACCUGGCAUCGAUGUCGAGCAGCGAGCUUGUCGAGAUGGUCACCUCCGAGACGGCGGGCCAGGGCUCCGCCAUCAACGAACUGACGAACCACAUCAUCGCGUCGCAAUGGAUUGCCGAGAGCGCGACGUUCAAGGCCCGCACCGCGCGCACCGCGGGGUUCUGCGAAGACGAGGUACGCGACCUCGCCGUCGUGUCCGUCAGAAACACGGAUUCUGAGGCGGUAUACGACAUGCGGAGAGGCCAAGACCACCGUGCCGGCAGCAGCAACCUGGUGUGGGGAGAACCAGUGCCGCCCGGAGAGUACCGAAACCUACCCGUCGCAGUGCGCAGCAACCGCCUCCGAAUCUUUCCCUACCCGCAGGAGGUCCCCGCCUGCGUCAGAUGGUUCUUCGAGUGGCGGGACGCGCAGCAUUGCGAGAAGAGGCUUCAUCCGCUGGUCCUGGCCUGUCAGAUGACGGCUUACUUUGUGCACCUUCAUCCGUUCCCCGACGGGAAUGGGCGCACGAGCCGCAUGAUGGAGCAGGAUUACCUCGCCCGCCAAGGCUGCCUACCUGUCGUCAUCCAGGGGCUGGAGCGGAAGGACUGCCUACGGAUGAUCGAUAACGCCUACGGAGGCGAUCCGGGCGAAUUUGUGACGGCGGUCCUUGAGGCUCAACUGGCGGCGUUGCACAGGCUGUACACUCACUGCCUGUUAACAGACGCCAUGUAGCACGAGACCAGGGUUUGAGAUUUGGGUGGGUGGCGGCUGGGCUGGACGGAUGGCUGCCCGGUUGGGACUCGGAG
Colletotrichum destructivum is the source of this 1421-nucleotide messenger RNA. RefSeq names its product Putative Fido domain-containing protein. The record is from RefSeq and is a predicted model, not a curated record. The transcript has a single exon. Bases 286 to 1347 code for a protein of 353 amino acids. NCBI's taxonomy places the organism in Eukaryota, Fungi, Ascomycota, Sordariomycetes, Glomerellales, Glomerellaceae.